AUAAACGAUCUUUGGCGCGCACGUACGCUUCUUCUAGUUUCUGUUGCUAUGGAAACGCGAGCAUUACAGACUAACUGCACUUUGGAUAGUUUAUAGAAGUACAAGUGCACAAGAAAACAUCGCCUCUAUGUCUGGGAUUGAUAAGCGGGCUCUUCUGGAGCUGAAUGCGCGGAGGGAAACAUGGUGUCAGGUCGAGACGAACCCCCGGCAGUCCUGGGAGAGGACCGAGAGGAGGCACUACCGGAGUCACCUCCGGACCAGCUCGGCCGUCCUCACCGCUCUGACCGCCGGACCGCAGCGCAGGGCGGCGCGCACCGAGCGACCGCCCCCCACCAAGCUCCCGGAGAGGAGGCACUUUGAAGAGGGAUAUCAAUCCCACCUGGUGUAGAUGGCUGCAGCCUGACAAGACCUCACAAGCUCAUACAACACACCUGUAGGCUACACGUGGCGCCCUUCAACAUUCUCAGUAUAUUCCCAUAAACAGGGUGCAACAAAAAUACAAUGUAAUACAAUAUCCAAAAUUAAAUUAACCACACAACAGGUCUUUUAAAUGCUAAUCUUUACCUUGAGGGUUUGUGUUGACUGUGUCUAAAAAUCAACCAGUAGAUGUGUUACUUGAGAAAGCUUAAUAGAUACCAGCCUGACUGCCAAAACUUUGGUGCAGAGUGAAACAUUGUCAGGAUGAACCUUAAUGAUGGGAUUUGCUGACAUCUAAAUGCUAAUAUGGCAGACAUCUGAACUGAGGCGUGUUUAUUUUAAACAAAUAAAGCUGAUGAGGUAUCACAUCAAA
This is a messenger RNA of Monopterus albus (swamp eel), 790 nucleotides long. It is a transcript of the gene spata45, whose product is annotated as spermatogenesis associated 45. NCBI's taxonomy places the organism in Eukaryota, Metazoa, Chordata, Actinopteri, Synbranchiformes, Synbranchidae. Bases 128 to 388 code for a protein of 86 amino acids. The record is from RefSeq and is a predicted model, not a curated record. The transcript is spliced from 2 exons.